UCAUGACUCAGCUGACGUGACGCCGACGUCGGCAGAACCAAGUGAAAAAAAUGCACAAUAUUGUUGACGCUUGUGAGGAGGAAAGUUUAGUGCUUUAAUUGGUUAAACUAAAGUGAAAUCAGGGCACGUUCUAGAGGGCGAGACCAGGCGAUGGCUGACGAAGAACCGCCUUUUAAAAUCGGAUGCAUAAAGUUUGAAGCAGAGGAUGAAUUCCAGCAGGCGGUCCCAUUAAUAUCGCACUCAGCUGAAGAACGGAUUAUCAAUGUUCUUAAAGAAAUUUCCGAAGAGAAUAAAGAACUACGCGAUCAAGUUGAGGUCGUUUCUAAAAAGCUCGAUGUGAUGGCGGACAAACUGGCGGAGGCAACUGCUUUAAUGAAGACCCAGGUUCCAAAUGAGACGGAUGAUAUAAAAUUCCCAUUAAAAUCAGUGAUGGAGCUGGAGAACCUCGACUCCAUAAUAACAACUACGGAGCUGUCGGAUAUGUAUAUCAGAAAGAUAUGGAGCUUAAUUGCAAAUGGACCAUUAUCAAAAAGUAUAAAAAACGUGAUGGACGAGGGACUGAUUUUUGUUUUUAAUUUGGACGGAACAGCGGGCAAGAUGGCCCUAAAGGGAUAUAACAGGUUUUACAGUGUCUUGGAAAUGGCGACGCGGAUGAAGAGCCCCGGCGACUGCCCCAAAAAGGCUCUACGAAAAGCAAUACAAAAUGUUAAAAAUAAUAGUAUAAAAAAAAAUUCAAGAGCUAGAAAGGUACACAUAUUAAAAUAAAAUAAAACUAAAA
This is a messenger RNA of Drosophila miranda, 778 nucleotides long. RefSeq lists its product as uncharacterized. The transcript has 8 exons. The coding region runs from base 151 to 765 and encodes 204 amino acids. The record is from RefSeq and is a predicted model, not a curated record. NCBI's taxonomy places the organism in Eukaryota, Metazoa, Arthropoda, Insecta, Diptera, Drosophilidae.